CCCUUCAGUCUGCGCGAUGAGACGAGCUUAAUCAAGGCGAUGCGGCAUAGCAACGUUGUCAUUAACUGCAUUGGACAAAGUCACCCAGCAAAGCUUGAUUACUUAAUGAAAGAAACCAAUGUAGAAGGAGCUGAGAAUAUUGCUCGCUUAUCAAAAAUCCUGGGAAUAGAUCGUUUAAUUCAUGUUUCUUUACUCAAAAAGACUCAAAAUUCUUCACUACAGAACUCUUCAAAUCUUUCCCUUUUUAUUGAUACGAAAGCAGCUGGCGAGGCGAUCGUAUUAAAAGAAAGGCCAGAUGCGACAAUUUUUCGACCUGCUUCGAUGUGGGGGAGUGCUGAUCACUUUUUGUCUUAUUUUGCCUCAUUGGCGCGUCGUGUAAGCUUGGGAUCUACAGCACAUAUUUAUCUUCCUGACAAGGGUAUCAACACGAUACAACAGCCCGUCUAUUAUGGCGAUGUUGCUGAAGCAAUAUCUAUAGCUGCUGUCUCUCCCUCAACUGCGGGUAAAAUUUUCGAGGCUGUUGGACCCCAUCGGUAUAGAAUGGACGAUCUUAUUAAGUGGAUAUAUUUUACUAUGCGUUAUUUACCGACCGAGAUUAAAAUAGUUGACAAUUUACUUUGGAAACGCCUCACAGAACUUCGAAUUCUCCCUCAGCUGCUUUAUCAAGAUUCUUUAACAGAUCAACUUACUGAUAAUCCCACGUUAGAAGACAUUGGGGUUAAACUCACAAAAUUAGAAGAUCGUCUGCAUCACAUUCUCUUUUGGUAUCGUCGUUAUAGAGAGUAUUGGGAUGCUGUUAGCGAGUUUCCUGCACCACCCAGUCCUCCUAUUCAAAAUCAGUAA
Messenger RNA from Protopolystoma xenopodis, 843 nucleotides. Lineage: Eukaryota; Metazoa; Platyhelminthes; Monogenea; Polystomatidea; Polystomatidae. The record is from the annotation of a GenBank genome assembly.